AUGCUCCGCGCCAAGGCAGUGGGAAGCUUGAACGGCUUUGACACACGGCAGUUGCCGCUUCUCUUCGUCAACUUCUACAUUUGGGCCGUCUACGCCGUGCAGGUUGGAGACGUCUGGCUCUUCUUGGCCUCGAGUCCAGCCGCAGCCAUUUGCCUCUACAACAUCACCAGCGCCAUCACCUUGCUCUCGCAGGAGGAGGGCUCAGUUAGUCAGUUGUGCAAGCCAGUCGAUGCUGGCUUCCUUCGACGCAGUACAUCCCGAGCCUGGCAUGAAGCCAGCAAAGAGCAGCGCAGCGCUAUGCUGAGAAGGCUGGAGAGGCAGACUGUUGGAGGAUUCCUUGCCAUCUCUUUCAUCAGCUGCUUCUUGGGUAAGUGGGAACUUGAUGGUUUGGAGAUUGUCAGCGAGAUCUUUCCCGUGUCUUUGAGGGAGGAGGUCCUUGGGUGCGUGGGGUCCAUGGCGGCAUUUGUCGCCUAUUCUCGACCCGUUAUGCGCCUGUACACCUAUUGCUGUCGACGGGAUGCCUCUCCGAUCCUCCUGUCUCUGGUCUUCAUCGUGUUGAUUAGCAAUCUGUUGUGGACCGUCUAUGGCAUCAGCACUCAGAACCCUUGGGUUUAUGUUCCAAAUGGUUCGGGAGCUUUGGUAUCUAUCAUGCAGAUCGUUGUGCGCCUGGUCUUUCCUGGACGCCGCAGUCGGAGGGACCAGAGAGACAGCUUGGAGAAGCCGGCCAUGUCAAAAGACCUGGAGGCAAACUCCACGAGUGUGCACCCAGAUGAUGGAUCCUUGCGUCUCUCCUCCCGCCAGAAUCUGCAUGAAGAUUAUUUGCUUUGGCAGCAGGACUACUUCAGGUGGCGGUCUAUGGCUGCGACGGUGUCGUCCGCAUCUUCCACGGCCUCAGGGGGCGAUGAGGAUGUACUUGAAGACGUAGGCCUGGCGGAGAACGGUCAGCUUCUGCCCAACCAGACCGUCGAUAAGCCUUCAGGAGCGGGGCCAACGGGCCAGCAAUGA
This is a messenger RNA of Symbiodinium sp. CCMP2592, 1005 nucleotides long. NCBI's taxonomy places the organism in Eukaryota, Dinophyceae, Suessiales, Symbiodiniaceae. The record is from the annotation of a GenBank genome assembly.